Messenger RNA from Suricata suricatta (meerkat), 1457 nucleotides. It is a transcript of the gene IBA57, whose product is annotated as iron-sulfur cluster assembly factor IBA57. Bases 401 to 892 code for a protein of 163 amino acids. Gene Ontology annotation, cellular component: mitochondrial matrix. The transcript has 3 exons. The record is from RefSeq and is a predicted model, not a curated record. Gene Ontology annotation, molecular function: protein binding. NCBI's taxonomy places the organism in Eukaryota, Metazoa, Chordata, Mammalia, Carnivora, Herpestidae.
AGGCCCUCCCCCCCGCAUUGUGCUUGGUGGCGAGAGGUGGCCCUGGGUCGGGCCCAGGACUCGGCCAAGCACACGCCCCGGGGAAGGCCAGUGUUCAGCCUGCCGGCAGGUGGAAGGGCUCAGGGACUCCCAUUUCCUGGCUUGGAAAAGGCUCUCGGAGAACGAGCUCGAAGACCAGGCACCCUCCUUCCUCCUGGAGUGCGACAGUGAGGUGCUGGGAGCCCUGCAGACGCACCUGGCUCUGUACAGGGUCCGGCGGAAGGUCAAGGUGGAGCCGCGCCCCGAGCUGCGCGUAUGGGCUGUGUUGCCGGACCGCCCGGAGGAGGCCUGCCGGGCCGCGCCGCUGCUGGAGCGGGCCGAGGGAGCCAGCAUCCUCACCCACGACCCUCGGACUGCCCGCAUGGGCUGGCGGCUUCUCACCCUGGACGAGGGCCUGGCGCCGGUGCCCGGGGGCCGGCUUGGAGACCUCCGGGAUUACCACCGCCACCGAUACCUCCAAGGUGUUCCCGAGGGGGUACGGGACCUGCCCCCAGGAGUGGCCCUGCCCCUGGAGUCCAACCUGGCUCUCAUGAACGGUGUCAGCUUCACCAAGGGCUGCUACAUCGGCCAGGAGCUGACGGCCCGCACCCACCACAUGGGCGUCAUCCGCAAGCGUCUCUACCCGGUGCAGCUUUCCGGGCCUGUCCCUGAGGGUGGCAUUACCCCCGGCGCCCCAGUGCUCACCGAGUCCGGGCAGGCCGCGGGCAAGUACAGGGCCGGCCAGGGGGACGUGGGCCUGGCCUUGCUGCGGACAGAGAAGAUCAAGGGCCCCCUCCACGUCAGGACCUCCGACAGCAGCCAGGUGGCCCUGACUGCGUCUGUGCCGGACUGGUGGCCCACAGCCGCCAAGUAGCCAGGACAUCCCUGUGCUCCCGCAGCUCUGGGGUUGCCAGGGUGCUCUGUCCAUCUGCUGUGCUCUGCAGGCUGGUCCCCUUGUCACCAAGGGCUGCAGGCAUGGGGGGGGGGCGUGCAUUUCCGACCCACCAUGCUUCCCGCCCAGGGUCCCAUGGGCAUCUGGGGCCGCAGUCCCUUGCUGCUCUGUAGCUUUGAGCAGCAAGAGCCCUCCUGGGAACCGGGGAGGAGGAGCUGGCCGGCAUUUGCUUCUGUGCCAAGGUGAGCUGCAGUGUCCACCCGAUGGAGCGGAUGGAGUUCCAGCUGUGUGGGUUUAGAGGUGGUUCAUCCAUUAGCUGAGGACAGGUUGGUCCAGAGCGUUGUCCCUGGGCUGCCUGUACCCCUUUCCAUCGGGUUGGCUGAAAGGGCAGGUGGGCUCUGGGAACUGCUGUGCCAUGUGGCAGCAGUGGGGUGCCCUGUCACCAUUUCCUGUGCACUGUGGUCUCUGCAGCACCUCCCCCCACAGGAGCUGCCCUGGUGGGGGGGCUGGGAGGGAGGACAGCAGGGCCCAGGGUCUGCAGGGCCCC